Notothenia coriiceps (black rockcod) is the source of this 1283-nucleotide messenger RNA. Its product is annotated as CDGSH iron-sulfur domain-containing protein 3, mitochondrial. Gene Ontology annotation, molecular function: 2 iron, 2 sulfur cluster binding. The transcript is spliced from 3 exons. The coding region runs from base 236 to 619 and encodes 127 amino acids. NCBI's taxonomy places the organism in Eukaryota, Metazoa, Chordata, Actinopteri, Perciformes, Nototheniidae. Gene Ontology annotation, cellular component: mitochondrion. The record is from RefSeq and is a predicted model, not a curated record.
ACAGGAAGUGAUUUCUCCAAUCACCAUGGUCAGCUCUAUACAUCCAUGGGUCGGCUGCUAGGCUAGGAGAGCUGUAAUAUCUGGCAUUAUUUGAGGGUUGUUUUAUUUGUAUUUAUCUGUUUGAGUUACCUUUUCUAUUUCUCGCCGCUGUGCCGUAAAAGUCGCUUAUCACGGCUGUUGUAACCUCGCGUGAUUUGACCACUUGCUAGCUGAGGUGCUUUCUGUCAUUGGAAACAUGAACACGUUGGUGACCAAAAUAGCCUACAAAUGGAUUAGUUUAACCUUGAGGAAUCCAUGGAUAACAGCUUCAAAGCUGUCCACCCUCCCUCCAGAGCCCGUCAUCCCCUCUAAGAAGCCUCUCAGAGUGGAGCUGCUGGGUGGAAAGCGUUACUCAUGGUGCACCUGUGGACACAGCAAGAAGCAGCCUUUCUGCGAUGGAGCCCACAAAUUCAAAGCCCAAGGCCUGUCCCCGCUGCGCUUUUUUUCUCCGGAGAAAGACAGCACAGUUUGGUUGUGUGGUUGCAAGCACACCAACAACCCGCCGUACUGUGACGGCACACACAAGCAGGACUUCAUCGUUUCUGCCCCGCUUCAUGAACACACAGACCCCUCAACAUAAUGGAAGGGAUGAACUGAGCAUUUUUGUGAAUAAGUGCAUUCUGUGAAAGCAGCACACAUAAAGUGAUCCAUCAUGACAAGUACUUGAACCUUGUGUCAGUAUUUAAGUUACCGAGAAGAUGAAAGUUACCACCUCAGCCCUCAACUCCAGGUGUCCUUCCUUUUUUUUUUACAUGGAAGACACAAUGUUGCAUCAACAGCUGUGCUCUUUGAUCAGACCUGUGACAUAACACACAGGUUUGUGUACUGGGAGGGAGCGAGGUCUGACCCUGCUGCUUCUAUUUUCCUUAAAGAGGAGACCUGCUGACUCAGACACAGGAAAUCCUUUUGCUGAUUACAAUAUAUUUAUACAUGGCAGUGGUUGCCAACAUAGCAGUUGAGCCCUAUGAAGGUUUGUAUCAUAAUCUAACAUUAACAAUAAAAAAGACGUUACAUUUCUCAGCCUCUAAUGAAGUCCUAGCUUUAUAUAAGCUUUAUCUAUAAAGAACACAAUUAGAAAUUGCUCAUGAGUUUUUAUACUUCAAUGCUGCAACUUUUAUUUAAGUAAAUACUUGCUGUACUGCUUCCACAUCUGGCAAUAUGAAUCCCAAUGAUAUUUACUUUCUCAUUACUUGUUGGCUCUAUGUUGGAGGUUUUAUUUUUGAAAUGUACACAUUUAAAAGGAU